Ilyonectria robusta is the source of this 237-nucleotide messenger RNA. RefSeq names its product complex 1 protein-domain-containing protein. The record is from RefSeq and is a predicted model, not a curated record. Gene Ontology annotation, cellular component: mitochondrion. NCBI's taxonomy places the organism in Eukaryota, Fungi, Ascomycota, Sordariomycetes, Hypocreales, Nectriaceae. The coding region runs from base 1 to 237 and encodes 78 amino acids. The transcript has 3 exons. Gene Ontology annotation, biological process: mitochondrial respiratory chain complex II assembly.
AUGCGUCUUUCAGGCUUGCAGAAGGAGGUCCUGGCCCUCUACCGCCACUGCCUCCGCGAGAGCCGUAAGAAACCGCUGGCCAGCAGACCGCAUUUUGAGAACUUUGCCAGGGCAGAGUUUGUCCGGAAUCUGAGCAUCGACAAGCGCGACUUUGCUGCCAUUGAGUUCCUCCUUCGCAAGGGCCGUCGACAGCUGGAGGUUUACUCAUCCCCGGGCAUCAAAGACAUUACACCGUAA